This is a messenger RNA of Ziziphus jujuba (common jujube), 2076 nucleotides long. RefSeq names its product pentatricopeptide repeat-containing protein At1g20230. Gene Ontology annotation, biological process: RNA modification. NCBI's taxonomy places the organism in Eukaryota, Viridiplantae, Streptophyta, Magnoliopsida, Rosales, Rhamnaceae. Gene Ontology annotation, molecular function: RNA binding; protein binding. The transcript is spliced from 2 exons. The record is from RefSeq and is a predicted model, not a curated record. Bases 323 to 1819 code for a protein of 498 amino acids.
UACAAAAAAAAAAAAAAAAAUGAAGCGCCUAAUUCUAACUCAGAUGCCCGUAUAAAAUAAAAUAUAUAAUAAAAUAAAAAUCAAGCUACAAUUAGUCACUAAAAUACAUCUGGGUGACACAAGGUAUGGAAUACCUUAGCAAAUGAGUUUUAUAGAUUUUCUUGCGUUGGAAAAUUUGAAUAACCAAAAGAAAGACAUGGCUUUCUCUUUUCUUUCACCUUUUUUUUUUUUUUUUUUUAUUUAUAUGUUAUGAUUUUCUUUCGACCUCCAUAGCCUUCCCGCCAGAAAAUCCUGGAUCGUUAAGAAUUCUUAAGUUCUGAAAAUGUCUGGUGGAAACGCUUUUCGGUUGUCUUCUUUAGUUAGAAACUGCAUUUACCACCCUGCAGUUUCUCAAGCUAAGCAAAUCCAUGCACAAAUCCUUGUCCACGGUUUCCUUUCUGACGUCACUCUUCAAACUGAUUUGUUGCUGUUGUAUUCCAAAUGUGGUUUCCUCUGUGAUGCCCGCCAAGUGUUCGAUAGAAUGGUUGACAGAAACAUGCAUUCAUGGAACAUUUUGAUUUUUUGGUACGUGCAGAAUUCCAUGUUUUCUGAUGCUUUGAGUGUUUUUGAUAGAUUCAGACAAAUGGAUCUUCGACCAGAUCAUUACACUUUUCCCCCACUGUUUAAGGCAUGUGGUGGAGUAGUGGGAUAUACUUAUCUGGGUAAGCUGCUUUAUGGUUGGGUAAUUAAGCUUGGAUAUGGAGGAUAUGUCGUUGUGACCAGUUCAGUUUUGGAUUUUUGUGUAAAAUGUGGAAAUAUAUUUGAUGCAAGGAGGGUUUUUUCUGGUAUGUCAUGCAGAGAUUCUGUAGCAUGGAAUUCAAUGAUAUCAGGGUUUGGAAGGGCCGGUUUAUACACUGAUGCUUUGAAUUGUUUUAGGGAAAUGCUUGCAGCAGGAGUGAAAAUGGAUUCCAUGACAAUUCCAAGCAUUUUAAAUGUAUGUGGAGGAGAAGGUGACUUGAUUAGAGGGAAAGAAAUUCAUGGCCAAAUACAUAAGAGUCUCAAAUAUGAUGCGGAUGUUGCCAUAGGAAAUUCGUUGAUUGACAUGUAUGCAAAGUGUGGAUGCUUGGACAAUGCAGAAAAGGUCUUCAAGAACAUGACCAACACAAAUAUAAUAACUUGGACCACAUUGAUAUCUUGUUAUGGAGUCCAUGGGAAAGGGGAGGAUUCCUUGGUCUUGCUAAAGCAAAUGAGAGAUUUUGGAUAUGAACCUAAUCAUAUCACAUUAACAGCUAUUUUAGCUAGUUGCAGCCACUCGGGUCUCAUAGAUGAAGGUCGAAAGAUUUUUAAUAACAUGUGGUUACAUUAUGGGUUCAAACCCAGAGUAGAGCAUUAUGCAUGUAUGGUUGAUCUUUUGGGUCGUUUUGGGUACCUCAAGGAAGCGCUUGGAUUGGUAAAGAAUAUGAAGUUGAUGGUGACAUCAAGUGUUUGGGGUGCCCUACUAGCUGGUUGUAUGAUGCACAAGAAUGUUGAUAUUGGAGAAAUUGCUGCUCAUCAACUCUUUGAUUUGGAACCAAGAAAUCCUAGCAAUUACAUUGCCUUGUGUGGUAUUUAUGAGUCCCUUGGUAUGUGGGACAGUGUAUCUUUAAUUAGAUUGAAGAUGAAGGAUCUGGGUCUGGUUAAAACUCCUGGUUGUAGCUGGAUAAUGAUUUCAGGAAAAAUUCAUAAAUUUUACCAAGGGGACAAUUCUCAUCCUCUCACUGUGCUGGUAUGUAAAACAUUAGAAAGAAUAACCAAGGCAAAAUUGUUAUCUGGUGAGUGUGGAGUGGAAGAGUAUGUAUAAGUUCGACCAAUCUACAAGCUAAUGCCCCUUUUUAUUAUGAGAAUAUGGAAUUCGACCAUUAUAUAGUUGAAGCAUUUCUGGAGCAUUUCUUCUCCUUGAUAUAUUAUAUAGAGCAAGAAAAAGAAACAUAAAUUUUUACAUAAUACUUUUAAAAAAUGGUGGUUAUAGGAAGUGCAAUUCAAUGAUCUUCUUUAAUUUGCAGCAUUUGUUUGUGUAACGUUCAAUCAUGAGGCCUUGUGCUCAAGAUGGUGACGACU